Lathyrus oleraceus (garden pea) is the source of this 540-nucleotide messenger RNA. RefSeq lists its product as uncharacterized. The coding region runs from base 1 to 540 and encodes 179 amino acids. Gene Ontology annotation, biological process: positive regulation of transcription by RNA polymerase II; cellular response to iron ion starvation. The record is from RefSeq and is a predicted model, not a curated record. Gene Ontology annotation, molecular function: DNA-binding transcription factor activity, RNA polymerase II-specific. The transcript is spliced from 3 exons. NCBI's taxonomy places the organism in Eukaryota, Viridiplantae, Streptophyta, Magnoliopsida, Fabales, Fabaceae.
AUGUACCGGAACUCUUUCAUAAAGAAUUUUGGUAUGAAAAUUCUUUCUCAAAUAUGUGUAGAUACUUCUGAUGUUUUUUCAACUACUCAAAUAUUUGGCAAGAGAGAAAGAAGUAACAAACUAAUAUUUAGUUGUGAUAAAGAUGAGAAAUACAAGGAUACUGAUAGUGGAAUCCAAAGUGCGGCCAAAAAAUGUGGAUGUCCAUUUAAAAUCAGGUCGACACCGGCGAAAGAUGGGUCUGGUUGGAAGGUUGAUGUAAAAUGUGGAGUUCAUAACCAUGAUUUACCUGAUAGAUUAGAAGGUCAUUCUUUUGUUGGUAGGUUGACCAGAGAUGAGAAACAUCAUGUUGUUGAUUUGAUAAAAAGACAUGUUCAACCUAGACACAAAUUGUUUUCCUUGCAAGACCGAGAUCUAGAGAAUGUCACUUGGAUCACGCAAAUAUACAAGCAUAAAGGUAUGAUAGAAAACGAGAUAAGAGGUCUUAGAAGCGAUAUACAACAUUUGUUUAAGCAUAUUGAUGACGCAGACUAUGUUUAUUGA